GUUCUGUGAAACACAGGAAAUUCAGAUCAAACUUCUUCAAAGGACAGAAGAAAUAUUUCAUAAAUAGUUUCUAAAGUGUUCAAGGAUAAAUCAUUGUCGAUUUUUGCAUGCAGAGACUUGAAAUAGCAGAACAUGUCUUGGAUGCUUUUCUAGAACAAGGCAAAGAAUACAGAAACAAAAAAGUAAAUUGUAUUGAUCGAAGUCAUAGAGUAGGCGUUUUCCCCCAAACUCUUUUUGAUAUGAAACAAUUUAAAUAAAAGGUCAACUUAGAAUUAUGCAAUGAUUAACCAUAUUCCUACACCUGUAUUUAAAAAUCUUUCACAUUUGUCACAUUGGCUUUAUCUUUGUAUAUAUAAAUAGACGAAACUUUCUGAACCACUUAAAAGUAAGUCAAAGACAGCAUGAUAUCUCAUUCCUGUUUACUUCAGAAAGCAUCUCUAAAAAUAAAACUUUCUCCUACAAAAUACUGUUAUCACAUCUGGGAAAAUUAGCAUUAAUAUAAUAAUCUCAAUUCUCUCAAUAUUCUAAUUUCUUUAAUUGUCCCCCAAAUGUCUUUUACAGCCAUAUUUUUUAAACCACCAUCCCAAAAGGAUCUAUGCAAUAUGUUUGGUUUUCAUAUCUCUUUAGACUCUCUUAAUAUAGAAUAGUCCUGCCACCUUUCCUUUUUUAUGACAUUGAUUUUUUUUUAAGAGACCAGAACAGUCAUCUAAUUUGAGUGGAGUUUUGGAGUCCAUGGUCAGAUGGAAUUCGAUUACUCAUCAAGACUGAAAAGAGCUCUCCAUGUGGACACUGAUUCUCUCCAUGCCCCUGCCUCAGCCUUCCUCUGUAGACAGAGCAGAAGGGCAUGUCUGCUUAGCUUACAGAUGCAUCAGAAAGCUCCAGUCUCAGACAGGACUAUGAUAUGUUGGAGCUAGAGGCUGAGCAUGACCAGGACCUGAGUAAACAGGAUAAGCAAGAAACAGAUGUUGAUGAGGACCCUCAAGCAUCUACAUCUCUGCAGUUUUCAAAGAAGAACCUCCUUGAAUUCUUAUUAAAAGACAUGCUGACCCCGAAUCGUCAAAUCGAAAAGCUGGAGGACCGGGGCCUUGACCUUGAUCAAGGGACAAACACUGAGGUGAAUGCUUGUAAUGAAGUUUAUGAAUUAAAGAAGAAAGUCAUGGAAAGGCUGGAGGGCCUUUGCAAGAAUGUGGAACUGCUGAGUGCAAAGCUGAGGAUGUAUCAAAUGGAGGCAGAGGAUACUGACUCUCACAGUUCUGAGGAAAUAGAUACGGAAGAGAUGGAGGCCCUGCUUCCUCAGGCCCCAGCAUCCUUUUUAGCGCAGAACUCUCCUCCCCCCGAUGCAGCGUGGAAACGUGCACUAAGGAUUUUCAUCAUGUUUUAUGUCCUCACCGUCACUGGACUUUUAUGUUACAUACUAUUUUUUGGUGCUACAUUUCUCUUUGAAAGGGUGCUUCUGAGAAUGCUUGGGUGCCGCACCACAUGGGACCUAUGGAAGAUGAUAGAGCCUUUCUUGAAUUUGGAAGUGGAAGCCUUGUUACCCUCCUAAAGAUACAGAAGUUACUGUCACCCUACUGACAUUCUCACCAGUAAAAAUUGUGGCUGUUCCUGUCUUGUGGUGGCUAACUUAUUUUUCAAAAAAUAACAUACAAGUUUUUUGUAAAGAACAUUGUAAUUACACAGAAGUUGAUUGAUCACGGAAAAAAAAAUGAAAACAGCUUAUCUUUACCCUUAUGAGUCACAAUGCCUUCUUGAAUCAUUCCACACUUUGUUGAAAACAUUUUCUUCAAACCACUAACCUUCCUUCUCCCCCAACAUGGGGUACAUUGAGACUACAAAGUAUUAUCUCCCGUGGUUAUCUUCUCCAUUUUGACCUCUGGUGUCUCAAAAAGGAAAGCAUAAAAUUCUUUCCCCUCCACUGUAUCCAAUUUUACUUCCAUUGAAUUGAAGCCCUAUUUUGGAGAUAGUUGGCAUUUCUUGGCUUUUCUCCUUAACAUUUAUUUCUUCUUUUGAUAACAGCACCCGAAGUUUGCUUUGAAAGAACUAUCCCCAGCGGGCCUAAUUAUAGGUGGUCUUUCAGUCAAUGUCCCCUGUUUUCUUAUUAAUAAGAGCUGGAAAAAUGUUGCAUCAGACAUUCUCUAUAACUGAGAAUUUUAAGAAGAUUCACAUAAAAAAAGGAAAUGAUUGGAACUUCGAUUUUGUAAACCACUCCGUAUCUUUUUCUACUUAAAUUAGCCAGACUGGUUUGUUGCCUGCAAUCAAAGGAAGUCUAACUGAUACAGUAGAGAAUUUUGAAUGUCAGACUAGAGUGUUUUAUCCCUAACUUUGUAGGUAAUGGGAAAAUGCUAACAUUUAUUUUUAAUAUAAAAAAUAGUUAUAAUUAAAAUGUGCAAAAGUAAUAUUAAAUAGAACCAUAAAGAAUAAAUUAGAGUAGGAGGGCAGAUGGAGUGCAAGAGUGGUUAAAAAGCCAUUCAGUGGUACAGGUGGGCCAAAGAGGUGGAGAUGGAAAUGCGAAGACCGUGAAUGAAGCAGACAUUAUGAGGUUGGAUCUUAUGGUAUUUGGUUGUGUAAUGGACGUGGAGUUGGAAGGCUGGUGGCCAAGAGAUAUGGAAUACGGUCCCAGCUCUCCUCAUAUUUGACUGGAUCUUGAAGGAUGAAUAAUAUUUUCAUGGCAGAGAUGACAAAAAGGCAUUUCAGAGAAAAGAAAAACCAUGAGUAAAAUUUAGAAGCCAGGAAUAUAAGACAAAGUUAGGAAAGUUGGUAUAGCAUAGAGCUCACCAUACCAGUUUGUACAGUCUUUAGAAACAAACUAUGCCUCAUUCAUGUUUCUGGUCUCUGGAAUAGUGAUUCCCAAAUGCUGGCCCAUUGAUUGGAUGCACUGGAAUCUCUUGGGGAGAUUUAUACAUUAGAGACUUCCCCCAUUCCCAGAUAUUUGGAUUCAGUAGAGCUAAUGCAGGAUCCAGGAACUUUAUUUAUUUAUUUGAGACAGAGUUUCACACUUGUCACCCAGGCUGGAGUGCAGUGGCGUGAUCUCGGCUCAUUGCAACCUCCGUCUCCCAGGUUCAAGUGAUUUUCCUGCCUCAGUCUCCCAAGUAGCUGGGAUUGUAGGCGCGCACCACCAUGCCCAGCUAGUUUUGUAUUUUUAGUAGAGAUAGGGUUUCACCAUGUUGGCCAGGCUGGUCUCGAACUCCUGACCUCAGAUGAUCUGCCCUCCUCGGCCUCCCAAAGUGCUGGGAUUACAGGCGUGAGCCACCGUGCCCGGCCCAGGAACUUUAUUUUUAAAAAUAAAAAUCCAAAUUGGGUAACCAUGCCUUGGUACACUGUAGGAAAAUGCGGUGCACAUAGUUUGUAUGGACUUGAUAAAUACCCUUUGAAGUGAAUUAAACUAUGUGGUUCUUAUCUUUGCAGCCUCCCUAUCACCUCACCUCAGUCCUAUAUUCAAUAUUUAUCUGUUCAAUAAUUUCAAUCACAGCCAUUUUUCCAAUGCCCCCAUCUUCCCACACCCUUGAAAUAAUUUUCAACUCCUUUACUAUCUUAUUUUUAUGUUCCAGCAAUCACUUGGCCGUGCCAAUUUCUUCUACAGAUAUUUUUAUUAGAUCAGCCCUAUUAUUUGCAUUUAUUUUGUUGCCAUUUUUAAUAGGUCUUACCAUAGAGAUGGAUCACUGUUGGACUAAGCCAGCCUGUUGUUUCUACUUCCAUGGAUUGUCAUUAUGUACACAGCUGCUGAAAAGAAUGGACUUCAAUCAUCACUUUUAUCUUGAUACUCUGUAGCCAGAAAACUAGGCAUAUUGGUUGCUAGAAAUAUGCAAUUUGUUUGCAAGUGGUUCUCAAGCUGUGAUAUUUAACAGAAUUCCAAAAAAGGCAUUUAAUUAUACAUUUGUCUGAGCAUCACCUCCAGAAGUUCUGAUUCUUUAAAUCUGGUAUGAAUCUCUGAUAUCCUCUAUUUUAAUAGAUUCCCCUAACAAUUCUUAUGACUCAAAGUUUAAGAACACCAUGCUCUAUGGGCAAAAGGUACCUGGGAUUACAAAUUAGCUGAGAUCCCAUACAAGGUUAAUCAAGGUUCUUUGGGAGCAGGGUGAAAGGGUGAGCGUGAAGGAAUUUCCAGACACAGAGAAAGGCAAAAAGCCAAAAGCUCUGGGAGCAAUGACUAAUAUAUUCGAAAGGUCUUGUGAUAGGGACUAUACUGACAGAUCUUAAAAAGUCACAGUUACCUUGUUUACAGACACAAGGACUAUUCAGACAAAUUUAUAGAUAGAACUUGUUGUAUGUUUUUUACAAUCAUCAGGUAAGUUCCCAUAACUAGAAACUGUACUGGCUGAUUUACCUUUAAAUCCCAAAAAGAAGUAGUGAGUUCAGUAAAGCUUAAAAUCUUCUGAUAGUCACAUAACACUAAUGACAAAGUAAGAGGACUAGAUUGUUUUAAAGAAUAAAUUAAUAUUUUACUAACUUCCAAGACAUAUUUGAUUAGGAUUUUGACUAAGAUGGAAUACUUUUCCCUGGGAGAUGAAUAUCUUUGAAGUGGGAAUGGUAAUAUUUUCACAACAAUUUGUUUUCAAUUCGUCAGCAUCUCAAGCUGGAAAGCUGGAAGUCACAGUACUCUAUUGAGAGAGGGAAACAUUUAGUAAAGCACUGAAAUAUUAAGAGGGUAUGAAUGUCUACAUGUGGUAAUUCAGCUAACUGCUUUUGGUUGGUCAGGUCGGGUUUUAUUUCAGAUAUUUUAAUGCCAUAUUCAAUUGAGCCAACUGCUGUACUCUAAACCAUUUGCUAAAAAUGUCUGAAUCACUGCAUAAAUAUGUUUUUGGUUUUGGACUAAAAGGAAAGAACAUGAGUUUCACGAAAUCUCCAUUUGUCAUGUUUUUAGGUGAAGACAGCUAUGCUGCAGUGAAAGGAGCUUUGAACUUGGAUUUAAAGUUGGGUUCAAGACAUGAUCCACUGUCAACUGUGUUUGGAUGGGGUCAGCUAAUCUCUCUCCCUGGAGGGGGAUCCAAACAACCAUUCCCCAUCUGCUGAGAGUUCAUAGCUAAGACCCUACUUUGGACUUGGCCUUAGUCAAAGACAGUUGUCUAACCUAAGCUUCCUCUCCUUCCCUAAGGGUGGUCUGCAUCCAAUGCCUCACAAAGGGUACCUUUUUAGAGGGCCAUCCUAGCCACAGAGCUCCUCGUAGGGUCAGCUGAGGCCUCUAGCGCAAUUGUAUCACAUUUCAUCUCCAUCUGCCCAAUUCUGCUUCUACCAUCCCCUCCACAGGUGUCCACCCUGUGAGUGUCCCCCAAUAAACCUGUAUGCAAGU
Messenger RNA from Symphalangus syndactylus (siamang), 5284 nucleotides. RefSeq names its product single-pass membrane protein with coiled-coil domains 2 (gene SMCO2). NCBI's taxonomy places the organism in Eukaryota, Metazoa, Chordata, Mammalia, Primates, Hylobatidae. The record is from RefSeq and is a predicted model, not a curated record.